Phytomonas sp. EM1 is the source of this 228-nucleotide messenger RNA. The record is from the annotation of a GenBank genome assembly. Lineage: Eukaryota; Euglenozoa; Kinetoplastea; Trypanosomatida; Trypanosomatidae.
AUGCUUCCUGUAGUUUAUGGGUUCAACGAUUACACCUCUUCUCAUUGGCUGAGUUGGGGGAGUUCCAGAACGCUGGCUGAGGCCCUUUCACUCUUGUCGAACCUGCGAGGUGUGUCCUCCUUCAGAGCUUGGUUGGGAGGUGUAGCCGCAUGUGGCGCCCGACGCGGAGAAUCUAAUGAUGGGUGGGAUUUGGGACCAAAGGGGUGUAUGAAGACGUGGGAUGUGUGA